AUGGCAGAGACAAGCAUGCACUCAGUCCUCCCCAUACCAGGGCAGUUGCCAGAGAACAGCGGGCGCGCGGAGGACCCGUGGGGCGCAUCUGCCAGCCGACGGUCAGCAUCCUUUAGUAGCUCUGGGAGCUCAAGCUCCAGCCAAGGCAGCGAGGAGGGCGGCAAGGAUGAUGAUCACGCACAUCAACGGCAUGCAGCUGGUAGACGGAGGCUUUCCCUGGCGGAACAAGCCAAUUUUGCAAUGCAAGUUCGAGGGGAAGAAGAAGCCGCGGCGGAUGUGGAACGGCAGCAGCAAGAUCCUGGAUGCCUCAAGAAGGUCUGCAGCCUUGCCACACGCAAAAGGCUGCUCAAGGUGGUGCGGAGCCGUCCGUUCCACUUCUCCGUCGCCUUCAUCAUCACCAGCAAUGCCGUCUACAUGGGCAUAGAGGUCGAUGCAAACCAGGGCGGUGAGCGUGGAAUAUGGGCGGCAUUCGAGAUACUCUUUUCUGUGAUCUUUGCGCUUGAGCUGUUUCUUCGAUUAAUCGCAACAAUACCAGUGAAGUAUUUCUUCUACAGCGGAUGGAACUUGUUUGACUUGCUGAUUGUUGCAGCUUCCAUUGUUGACAACAUAUUGACUUUCGCAUUGAGGAACACAAGUGAUCUGAGCAGAUUUUCGGUGUUGCGCCUCCUGCGCCUCAUCAGAGUAAUUCGCGUUUUCAGGCUUCUUCGUAUCCUGGAUGGUUUAUGGAAGCUCGUGAAGGGCAUUCUGAAUGCAGCCUGGACACUUUUUUGGACGAUGGUUUUGCUGGCAACCGUGAUUUACAUUUUCAGCAUUGUUUCCACUCGUCUCAUUGGGCAGCCCCAUUCAGGCGACCCUUUCUUUGACGAGUACUUUGGUCGCGUUGGCAGGAGCAUGCUGACGCUCUUCCAAGCAACAACUACGGAAGGAUGGGCAGACAUUGCCAGAAAGGUUAUGGACAAGCAGCCAUGGUUUUCGUUAUUCUUUAUCCUGUACCUGCAUGUGACAACUUUUGCUAUUCUCAAUGUGAUGGUUGCUGUCAUUGUCGAGAGCACGCUGGACGAGGCAGAUCAGAGCAAGCUGAAGUCUGCUGAGAAGCGGCUGGAAGAUCUCCGUCGUGCUUAUGACAAGAUCUACAAGGUGUUUCAAGAUGGUGACUGCAAUCAGGAUGGAGUCCUUACCCGGGAGGAGUUUCGGGAACAAAUCAGCCAGCCCAAGGUGAAAAGGUACUUUGAGGAGAUCGGCAUUGACCCGAACGAAGCUGAGUACCUCUUCACGAUCUUGGACUAUGACGGCAGCGGCUCUCUGGAUGCGGCUGAGUUUGUGGGAGGUCUCCUGAAGGUGAUAGGCAGUGCCAAGGCAAAAGACAUCAUGGCGGUGCAUUGUGAGCUGCGACGUUCUGAAAAGGAGGGUCGCCAGCAAAUCACGGUCAUGGAGCGGAGCAUCGACCGACAGCUGAAUCUUGUGGAGACAGGCGUGCAGUCGCUAAGACAGGAGCUGCACUCGCUCGCUGCAGCCAUUGGCGUGAGUUUAAAUUCUCGUCAGAGGCUUACAGAGUGA
Symbiodinium natans is the source of this 1557-nucleotide messenger RNA. NCBI's taxonomy places the organism in Eukaryota, Dinophyceae, Suessiales, Symbiodiniaceae. The record is from the annotation of a GenBank genome assembly.